Molecule: messenger RNA, 2355 nt
Organism: Sphaeramia orbicularis (orbiculate cardinalfish)
Lineage: Eukaryota; Metazoa; Chordata; Actinopteri; Kurtiformes; Apogonidae
Product: sialic acid-binding Ig-like lectin 14
Exons: 7
Coding region: 69-1052 (327 amino acids)
Biological process (GO): cell adhesion
Cellular component (GO): plasma membrane
Molecular function (GO): sialic acid binding
Source: RefSeq, a predicted model, not a curated record
AGAGCAGGGAGAACAGAAAAGAAAGACGCUGUGGAAGGAGAGGCGUCCGUCUCAAAGGUCAGAUCAGGAUGUUUGUUCUCAUCUGGGUGACUCUGCUCUGCUCAGUGACAGGCAGCAGCGCUGACACAGGUACAUCUGGGAUGACCACACCAGUCUGUCUAUAUGGAUUCUGUAUUUCACUCAGUGAAGAAGAAAUAACAGCAGAGGCUGGACUCUGUACUGUCAUUCACUGCUCUUUCUCUACUGUCUUUGAGUCUAUCACAGAUGCAGUUUGGUAUAAAUGUGAUCAGUCUAAAAGAAGAUGUGGUGAAUCUGACAUAAUAUUCCACUCCUCGAACCAAAACAAAAUUCAGCCAGGCUUCAGAGGUCGAGUAUCACUGUUGGAGCCUAACCUCUAUAAGGGAAACUGCAGCAUCGACAUCAGUGACCUGGACCAGUCGGAUUCUGGAUCAUAUCAGUUCAGAGUGAAUGGUUUGAUUAACCAGCGGUAUGACGGGUUCACAUUUAGUCCCAGAGCGUCUGUCUCUGUUAAAGCCCUGACCCAGAAGCCCACAGUGGAGGUUCCUGCUCUGACUGAGGGACAACAGACCACACUGACCUGCACCGCUCCUGGUCUCUGCUCUGGAUCUGAUCCAAUCAUCACCUGGACAUGGAGACGAUCUGCAGAGGAUGACUCUUACAUCACAGGAAACAUCACCACCACUCAUGGACGCAACUCCUCUUUGACCUUUACCCCUUCAGCCAAACACCACAGCACUGAGGUCACCUGUAAGGUCAACUUCAGAGGCAACACGAGCACACAGGAGACGGUGACGCUAAAUUUGACCUGUUUUGCGCAGGAGAAUGGAGGCUUUUCAGCGAUUCCUUUGACUGUCACUGUUGUUUCUCUAAUUGUGAACAUCCUUCUCAUCGUCUGCCUCAUAUUCCUUUGGAGCUCAAGAAAAAAGAUGAAGCAAAAUCAAGAAGACAAAACUUAUGUGUGUCUGAGAAAAAGAGACAUUUCACCUGAUUAUGAUGUUGUUGCCCAACAAGUGUCAGCUUCUGUGGACUGAAGAGGUUUGACUCUGUCCUGACUCCGGCCCCCACCCUCUCAUGUCCCUCCUCUCACCCCUCCAGAACACCAGCCCCCCUCUGCUGAUCCCACCAUCACCUCUGCCCCUCACACAACUGUCUACGCCCCCCAUCACAGAGGACCCCUCCAGUCAUCUCCCACUCCCCUCUCCAUCACUAUGGACCAGAUGAGGAGGGAGUUCAAGAAGACGAAGGCCAGGCCUGGACGGCAUCAGCUCCAGGCUGCUCAGGGAAUGUGCAGACCAGCUCAGUGAGGUGGUUCUGGACCUGUUCAACCUGAGCCUCAGUCUGGAGAGUCACAGUCCUGUGGAAGACCUCCUGUGUGAGCUGAACCUCUACAGACCUGUCACCUUGACCUCCCACCUCCUGAAGACCACAGAGAGGAUCAUCCUGGUCCACCUCCCAGGUGAGCUCUGUGCUGGACCCUCUGCAGUUCACCUACCGUCCAGGCACUGGGGUGGAUGACACCAUCAUCUACCUGCUGCACCAGGCCCAUUCUCACCUGGAGACCCCUGGGAAGGGGAGGACAUGUGUGGAACUGUGGGUGUGGAGUGUGUGGGUUAGUGUUUACCUAUUAAACUGUUAUGCAGGUCUCCUAAUGUGGGCCUAUGAAGGACAGAUGGGCCUUUAAUCCAAAGGCUGAGCAACACCACUCAUACCACGUGGUCGGUGGAUUUAAAAUAAGGUCUUUUGGAGUGUGGAGCCUCUUUUAUACACAGUUAUAUUCAUCUUAUCAAACCUGAUUAAAUGAUUGGUUUAUUGUCAUAAUUUGCUGUAUGGGGGUUUAAUUUGAGUGGGGGGUCUGCAGGUUGCCUUCCAAGAAAUUUGGAGCAUCCUUUUGUGCCUUGUUGUUCAUUUUAUUAACUCAUUUGUGUCAUUAGUUUAUGGUGGAAAUGACUUGAUUUAUGAAAAGAAUAAAUUCAGUCACCUGAGUCUGAAUCCCAUUCCCCUGGACCCUAACAGACAUAAAAUGUCUAAAACACAGCUACAAGUUCAAAAAGGAUCAACCUGCAGCCCCUCCUAUAGUAGACACAGAAAAAUUCCACAGUUGUCUCCCCAACUCAUGAACUGGAUAAACUUGUGCUGUCUGUCAUACAGUGGGCUGCCAGUUUUCCACAAUAUACACUUUUGCAUGUCUGAUUUAAUGCAUUCAACAAUACAAUCCAUUCAUUUUCAACACAUCUCACGUAGAGUCCCCAGGAGCAAACACUCUGUUGGGAGGAUUAUGAGUAUGGUUUUAACCAGCUCUAAAUGUAAAGGCUCAUGAGAUAACUUUUGUUAUGA